Sinocyclocheilus grahami is the source of this 517-nucleotide messenger RNA. Its product is annotated as protein FAM65C-like. The annotation marks the transcript as partial. The record is from RefSeq and is a predicted model, not a curated record. The transcript is spliced from 2 exons. Lineage: Eukaryota; Metazoa; Chordata; Actinopteri; Cypriniformes; Cyprinidae.
GGCCAUCAGAGACCGACACAGCCUCCCCCAGUCCUGCAGGCAGCAAGCGAGACUCCAUAUUCCUCUUCCACCGCUACAGCACGCCUGACAUCCUCAAGCAAAAUGGGGAUGUGACCCCCAGCACAGGUGAAGGAGACGCACAAGAGAUGGCCCUGGAUGAGGCUCCUGAAGAGGAGACCUCAUUCAAGCAGGGAAUUGAAGACAGACUCCUGGUGAAGGACAGAAAAGUGGGCAGAGCUGAGAAGAGAGCCGUGGCUAAGAGAGUUAGUUCAUUGCUAGAGGAUCUGAAUACAGAGCUGGAGGAUAUGAGCAACGUAGAGACAUUAAAGAAAUUAGACCUGCAGAUAUGCCAAAUGAACAAGGUCUUGAAGAAGGACCUCAACCCUCCACAGAUGCCCUCAUCUCAGACACUAGCAGUAGAGGAAGAGGAAGUGCUGGGCAGUUUCGACUUCCUCUCUGCAGAUUGUAAUGAAGAUGAAAUAUCAGAUAUGGGCAGCAUCAGACUUGGGUACACUGG